UGAGAGUCAACUAAUUCGUCGAUCGUUAUGACAAUCAUUUACACUUGUUUGUCUAUCGCAAUUUACUUUGCUUGAAGCAGGGGGUCACGAACGGGUGAAACAGGUGAUGCGGGUAUGCAUAGAAGAUGCAAGUAUGAUCGAAUGUGGACGUGUAGGCUAGCAAGUUUUCAACUUCAUUUCCUGCCAUUUGUUUUGGGUCUUCUGAUGUUCAUCAAAUAUUAAAGUUAUCUACAACUUCAUGAUUUUGAUUGUCUCGUCAAUCGGAUAGGGUUGUUUUCAUGGUAGUUUCGUAUUCAUUGGUACCAGCGCUAGAAACUGUUACCGUUUGCUCGGGGCUCAUGAAAAUAUUGGCUCGAAGAUUUCCACGCCAGUCCAUCAUUGAACAUCGCUAUCAAUCGAGUGUUUGUGGUACAACUUACAAACUCGAAGAUAUGCUCGAAACCAGUCGGUCUAUUUCAUGUUCACUAGCUGAUUUCUAAGCUUGAUUCUAACUAAGGGGUUCAUUGAAAUGCCGACGGAUAGAAAAUUUAAAUUUUUCAUUUUACUGUAGCAGCCAUAGUUGUACAGAUUGAUGGGGAGGAUGGAUAAUCGUAAUAAGUCGGAACAGAAGCAGAUAUGAUAUCCUGCAAUUGAAUAAACUUGAUUUCUUCGAAGGAAUUACAUCAUUAGAAAUAUAUGGAAUAGAGAACAACAUCACCACUGAUCUAUCAGAGUACACAGAUAUUAACCUUAAUAUUUCCACUCUUUCAUCAUCUUCAUCACCUGAUUCGAAAAAAAAAAAUUGAGCAGCAACAAAAUGACGUCGUCCGUCUUUUGGCAACACUUGUUCGCUGACACACAUGAUGGGCAUUUCCUAAAUGCCUGCCUCCAUUCUGUGGUCAUGGUUGGCGCUACCGAAAUUGGUGACAAGACAUUUUUCAUCGCCGCUAUUUUGGCAAUAUCGAGGCCUGCGACUCAUGUUUUCCUGGGAUGCUGGGGCGCAUUAGCGGCGAUGACAGUUCUGUCAGGUAACUGUUUGUUUGAGAAGUUUUAUUGUUUAAAACUCGAUGAUGUUUUAGCAGGGCUGGCUUUGCGUCUUGUAUAGAAUGCAGCCAGCACAUAUGUAUAGCAAAAAUACAACUCUGAACUUUUUUCUCGUCCACCCACUAAGAAAUAUUAAUUGCAACAUUUUUCAUUCUUUGACCUCGGAAGGAACAAACACUAAAACUAUCACGAAGUAGUAACCUUAAAUUUUAUUCAAUACCCAUCCACCACAGCGGUCAUCGGAGUAUUGGUGCCGACGCUAUUUAGUUCCGUUAUAAGUCACUGGUGUGCAAUCGCUCUUUUCGUGUUUUUCGGCGUGAACGCAAUAAAAGACGCAAUAAGCAUGUACAGUAAAGGAGAAGGUGAUGGCGUAAGCGAUGAACUAGCAGAAACCGAGAAGGAGCUUAGCGACGCCGACACAAUACGGAAGGUACCUCUUCUUGUUCUUUUAGCACUGAAUCCCUUAUCGGACCAGCACACGUAUGUCUGGCAUAUGAUGUCUCACGUCUCCCUGUGUGUUGAGCGAUGGAUUGUAGCGAUGUUCACAAACACAUCAUCAACAUCAUUAUGAUCAAAAUGUCCAUCCAGAGUAAAAAUGCCUUGGGAUUGAUCGCGGCGAUAUUUACUAUGACGUUCGUUGCAGAGUGGGGGGACAAAAGUCAAGUCGCAACCGUAGCUAUGGGCGCUGCCCGUGAUUUCGGAGGAACUGUGCUUGGAGCGGUACUUUCUUUUCUCUCAUUUAGUCGCAUCCAUUCGCUUAAUGGGCGGCUUGGCGUGUUUCUUUCUUUGUUCAAAACUUUAUGAUGCCCGCCUAGAAAAAAUUAUCACUUCACAAGAGCUGACGGUGCAACUCAUGAUACAACCCACUUGUACUUUUAUAGAAUCUUGAUCCUCCUUCCCUCAGGUACUCGGACACGCUUGUUGCACAGGUAUGGCUAUAGCAGGCGGAAAAGUCUUGUCGAAGCAUAUAUCAGAAAGAGCAGUGACCCUUGGAAGUGGAAUCGUUUUUGUUCUAUUUGCACUCUAUGCAAUAUGGACGGGCCCCGAAGAGUAGCUAUUCAUUGCGGUCUAAUGAAUUGUUCUUUUUUUCAAUUGUAAGCUCUUUUUUUCAAUUGUAAGCACAUAGACUGAUCAUAAUAUACACCCCACACGAGGUAGUGCCAAUGCCUCAAAACUCAUCUACUACGUAGACUUUUAGCUCGAUUCGGGCGCCAUCACCCUUGACACUGCCACCCAAGGCAUCUUACCCAUGCAAACUGAAUUCGAAUGUUGCAACGCAGCAUCAUGAAGAUGAUUUGUAAAUGUGGACCUGUUCAAAUGAAUCCUUGAUGAACGUCAAGGACGCCAUGAUUUUAUUUCCUGCCAGGCUUGAAGUUGAAUCCUCUUCCACCCCUUCCUGCUGCGCAAACAGGACUCCCUUUCCCCUCGCACCUCAAGAUUGAAGAGUCGUCAUUGGUUUCAUA
Molecule: messenger RNA, 2486 nt
Organism: Amoebophrya sp. A25
Lineage: Eukaryota; Dinophyceae; Syndiniales; Amoebophryaceae
Source: the annotation of a GenBank genome assembly